Ruditapes philippinarum (Manila clam) is the source of this 3032-nucleotide messenger RNA. RefSeq names its product probable cyclin-dependent serine/threonine-protein kinase DDB_G0292550. The transcript is spliced from 2 exons. NCBI's taxonomy places the organism in Eukaryota, Metazoa, Mollusca, Bivalvia, Venerida, Veneridae. The record is from RefSeq and is a predicted model, not a curated record. Bases 112 to 2586 code for a protein of 824 amino acids.
UCAACAGUUUAUGAUUAUAAAUUAAAGGCAACACAUCAUCGGGAUACAAGAAUAUUUUUCUGGGAGAUAAAUUUCAUCAACAUAUAGUUGUUUGGAUACACGUCGUGAAAGAUGAUAAUUAUUCAGCUAGCGUUAGCCCUUGCAAUGCUUCAUGCAUCGGGUGGCACCGAUGUACAGCACAACAAACGUUACGCUUCUAGAUUGAAGCAAUUACUGUACUCGUCAAACAACAUGAACAAACGAGACCUUAGUCCCCACAAUAAUGGAAAUACUAACAACAAUAAUCCCGACAAUAAUGGGGAAAAUACUCCACACAAUAACGGUAAUGGAAACACUAACAAUAACAAUAACAACAACAAUAAUAAUAAUCCACACAACAACGGGAACAAGCGAGACCUUACUCCUCACAAUAAUGGGGAAAAUACUCCACACAAUAACGGAAAUGGAAACACCAACAACAAUAACAACAACAACAAUAAUAAUCCACACAACAACGGGAACAAACGAGACCUUAAUCCCCACAAUAAUGGGGAAAAUAAUCCACACAAUAACAGAAAUGGUAAUCACAACAACAACAACAACAAUAAUAAUAAUAAUAAUCCACACAACAGCAGGGACAAGCGAGACGAAAACCAAGACAAUAACGAUAAUGGACAAAACAACAACGGCAAUAAUGAUGAUGAUAAUGGUGAUGAUAAUAAUAAUGACAAUAAUAAUGGUGAUAACAACGACCAGAUGAAGCGUGAUCAUAAUCCCCACAAUAAUGGUAACAACAGUCCGCAUAAUAACGGAAACGGAAACAACAAUAAUGAUAAUAAUGACGGUGAUGAUGAUAACGACGAACAGAAAAAGCGAGAUCUUACCCCCCACAAUAAUGGGGACAAUAAUCCGCAUAAUAACGGAAAUGGAAACAGCAACAACAACCAGAACAAUAAUAAUAAUCCACACAACAACGGGAACAAGCGAGAUGAAAACCAAGACAAUAACGAUAAUGGACAAAACAAUGGCAACGGUGAUGAUGAUAAUGGUGAUGAAAAUAAUGAUGAUGAUGAUGAUGAUAACGACGACCAGAAAAAGCGAGAUCUUACCCCUCACAUUAAUAAGGAAAAAAAUCCGCAUAAUAACGGAAAUGGUAACAACAACAACAAUAAUAAUAACAAUCCACACAACAACGCGAACAAGCGAGAUGAGAACCAGGACAAUAACGAUAAUGGACAAAACAACAACGACAAUAAUGAUGAUAAUAAUGGUGAUGAUGAUAAUGAUGACAAUAAUGAUGGUGAUAACAACGACCAGAGGAAGCGUGAUCAUAAUCCCCACAACAAUGGUAACAUCAAUCCGCAUAAUAACGGAAACGGAAACAACAAUAAUGAUAAUAAUGACGGUGAUGAUGAUAACGACGAACAGAGAAAGCGAGACCUUACCCCCCACAAUAAUGGGGACAAUAAUCCGCAUAAUAACGGAAAUGUAAACAGAAACAAAAACAACAACAACAAUAAUUAUAAUAAUCCACACAACAACGGGAACAAGCGAGAUGAAAACCAGGACAAUAACGAUAAUGGACAAAACAACAACGACAAUAAUGAUGAUAAUAAUGGUGAUGAUGAUAAUGAUGACAAUAAUGAUGGUGAUAACAACGACCAGAGGAAGCGUGAUCAUAAUCCCCACAAUAAUGGCAACAACAAUCCUCAUAAUAACGGAAAUGGAAACAACAAUGAUGAUGAUAAUAAUGACGAUGAUGGUGAUAACGACGAACAGAAAAAGCGAGAUCUUACCCCUCACAAUAAUGGGGACAAUAAUCCACAUAAUAACGGAAAUGGUAACAACAACAACAACAACAACAACAAUAAUAAUAACAAUCCACAAAACAACGGGAACAAGCGAGAUGAAAACCAGGACAAUAACGAUAAUGGACAAAACAACAACGACAAUAAUGAUGAUAAUAAUGGUGAUGAUGAUAAUGAUGACAAUAAUGAUGGUGAUAACAACGACCAGAGGAAGCGUGAUCAUAAUCCCCACAAUAAUGGCAACAACAAUCCUCAUAAUAACGGAAAUGGAAACAACAAUGAUGAUGAUAAUAAUGACGGUGAUGAUGAUAACGACGAACAGAAAAGGCGAGAUCUUACCCCCCACAAUAAUGGGGACAAUAAUCCGCAUAAUAACGGAAAUGUAAACAGCAACAAAAACAACAACAACAAUAAUAAUAAUAAUCCACACAACAACGGGAACAAGCGAGAUGAAAACCAGGACAAUAACGAUAAUGGACAAGACAACAACGACAAUAAUGAUGAUAAUAAUGGUGAUGAUGAUAAUGAUGACAAUAAUGAUGGUGAUAACAACGACCAGAGGAAGCGUGAUCAUAAUCCCCACAAUAAUGGCAACAGCAAUCCUCAUAAUAACGGAAAUGGAAACAACAAUGAUGAUGAUAAUAAUGACGAUGAUGGUGAUAACGACGAACAGAAAAGGCGAGAUCUGACUCCCCACAAUAAUGGAGACAAUAAUCGACAUAAUAACGGAAAUGGAAACAACAACAACAAUAAUAAUAACAAUCCACACAACAACGGGAACGAGCGAGAUAAAAACUAAAAAAAUGAUGAAAACAAUAACGAUAAUGGACAAAAGAACAACGGCAAUAAUGAUGAUAACGACCAGAACAAGCGAGAUCUUACUCAACAACAAUCCGCAUAAUAACGAAAACGGAAAUAACAACAGCAACAACAAGAAUGGAAAAUAAAAUGUUACAAUAACAACAACAACAACACCCCACACAACAACGGAAAUUAAUACAAUGUAAAGAAUGAUAUAUUAACACCAGAAAUAAUAGUUACACUAACACAAAUGAUAACAUCAGCAACAGCAACAACUUUUAUUAUAUAUCUAUAACAAUUACUAUUUCUAGGUUAUAUACUUGCUAUAAAAAUGGAAACAACAAUACGAAAUAUUAGCGAAAAAUAAAUAAAAUGUUUCUAAUUAAACAGUUUUAUGUAAACAGUUUCUUUAAUUACAUCAAGAACAUAUAAUAAUAAAAUUUA